This is a messenger RNA of Anolis carolinensis (green anole), 2277 nucleotides long. It is a transcript of the gene washc1, whose product is annotated as WASH complex subunit 1. Gene Ontology annotation, cellular component: early endosome; WASH complex; recycling endosome. The record is from RefSeq and is a predicted model, not a curated record. Gene Ontology annotation, biological process: endocytic recycling; exocytosis; retrograde transport, endosome to Golgi. Lineage: Eukaryota; Metazoa; Chordata; Lepidosauria; Squamata; Anolidae. The coding region runs from base 253 to 1671 and encodes 472 amino acids. Gene Ontology annotation, molecular function: actin binding; gamma-tubulin binding; alpha-tubulin binding. The transcript is spliced from 13 exons.
AAGGAGCCGAGGUGUGGGCGGAAGUGCCGUUUCUGAAGAGCGCCGUCGCCUUGGUUGCCAAGGGGUUCGAGGUGCCGCCUCAUUCCAGGAUAAACAACUUUAGGGAGUCUCACCAUCCCUUGGCCAGCCUUCCCUCAGAUCUCACCUGUUACUAAAGAGGACAGACUCUCUUGUGCUUCUAGUCUUCCUUUGAACUAAAAAUCACCCCUCUUCCUCCGGAAAGCAUUCAUCUCCAUCACAGGAGAGGACAAAAUGGCUACUGUAAGCCAGAAAUAUUUCCUGGAAGGACAGACAUACUCAGUUCCUCUCAUCCAGCCUGGCCUUCGGAGGGAAGAAGCUAUUCAUCAAAUAGCAGAUGCACUUCAGUACCUGCAGAAAGUCUCAGAUGAUGUCUUCAACAGGAUUUCCCAACAAGUGGAGACCAGGCAGAAACAGCUACGGGCAAUCAAUGACAGAGUCAGUCUUACCCAAGCCAAAAUUGAGAAGAUCAAAGGCAGCAAGAAAGCAAUCAAGGUAUUUUCCAGUUCAAAAUACCCUGCUCCUGAGCGACUGCAGGAAUACUCCUCCAUAUUUGCUGGUGCCAAGGGUCCAGAUGCCCAGAAACGGCAAAGGCGCAAGAUUCAAAGCAAACACCGAACGUUGGAUGAUAAAUCCUUGCAGGAGAAGCCAGAAUAUUUCCCCGUCUGUGUCACUACAAAAGUCCAUCAGGAAGAUGAUGCUGAAGAGGGUCUUGGCAGUCUCCCAAGGAAUAUUAGCUCUCUUAGUUCCCUUCUGCUCUUCAACACCACGGAGAACCUAUAUAAGAAGUAUGUAUUCCUCGAUCCUCUGGCUGGAGCCGUAACCAAGACCCAUGUGGGUCUAGCAACUGAAACAGAGAAGCUCUUUGAUGCCCCACUUUCUAUCACAAAGAGAGGGCAGCUGGAUCAGCAGAUGGCUGAAAAUUACUUCUAUGUGCCAGAUCUAGGGCAGGUGCCCGAGAUCGAUGUGCCAUCUUAUCUGCCUGACCUGCCUGGUAUCGCUGCAGAUCUCAUGUACAGUGCUGACCUGGGCCCUGGCAUUGCACCCUCUGCUCCUGGCACUGCAAUUCCAGAUUUGCCCACCUUCAACACUGAGCCUACUGAAAGUUUCCGGCAAGAUCUUCAUGAGGGAGCACCUCCACCACCUCCUCCCCCGCCGCCUCCACCACCGCCACUGCCUGAAAUGCCAGUUGGUGUCCCCCCACCCCCUCCUCCUCCACCUUUGGCCUUGCCCGAGUCUCAAGAGACCAAAGAGACAAGCGGUGCAGGGCCAUCAGCUGCUCUUCAGGGAGCACCAAAAGAAGUUGUGAAUCCAUCAAACGGCCGGGCCACUCUGCUUGAGUCCAUCAGGCAGGCUGGUGGCAUUGGGAAGGCCAAGCUCCGUAGUGUCAAGGAGCGGAAGAUGGAAAAGAAAAAGCAAAAGGAAAAAGAACAAGUCAGCACAGGGCAAGGUGGGGACCUUAUGUCAGAUCUCUUCAACAAAUUGGUCCUCAGACGCAAAGGCAUCUCUGGCAAAGGGCCUGCAGCUGGAGGGGACAGCAAUGCUCCUAACUUGCCCGCUGGUGCCUUUGGCCGCAUAUCGGACACUAUCCCGCCUCUGCCUCCCCCGCAGCAGCCAGCUGGCGAAGACAAUGAAGAUGACUGGGAGUCCUAGACGGCUGCCUUCCUUUGGCAGAGAACUGCUUCAGCGUUGCCAACAUGUGGCAGCCACUGGACUGAAAAAGAGGCAUCUCAGAAAGAGGGAACCCUCAUGUAACACAGAGACCAUCUUGUGCAGUCUCUUUCUUUCCAUUCUGGCUUGUUUCCCACUCCUGCAAUGUAUGCUCAUUAGUGGAUAUUAUUACUAUUCAAUUUGCCUCCUCUGCUGCCCACCAGUCUUCCAGUGUGAAUUAUCUCCUCCUUGUAUAUGCUGCCAAAUCUGCUGCUGGGCAGCUGGUGCUCACUGACGAUCAAAGCCAAUUCUCUUCUUGGGUGAAAAGCCCCUGGUCAAGUAUGAUGUGACACUCACAAUUCAUGGAGGCAGUCCUUGCCUCCUGCAGUAGGACUCAUCCUGGGACUGUUUUGCUAGGAUAGAGAUUUGGAAGGGAGAGACCUGAGUUCCAGGUACAGACAGGCAAGUAAGAUUGGGAGAGACACUUACAUCACUUAACUCCCCUAUUUCCUUUCCAUGUAGAACUAGCUCAGCAAGUAAAACUAUUUGCCUUGCACAUGUGAGUAGCUGACUAAUUAAAAGUACCUCUUAAUAAAUGUAAACUUCUGA